Molecule: messenger RNA, 2321 nt
Organism: Aureobasidium subglaciale EXF-2481
Lineage: Eukaryota; Fungi; Ascomycota; Dothideomycetes; Dothideales; Saccotheciaceae
Exons: 5
Coding region: 121-1926 (601 amino acids)
Biological process (GO): intracellular iron ion homeostasis; transmembrane transport
Cellular component (GO): mitochondrial inner membrane
Molecular function (GO): ABC-type transporter activity; ATP binding; ATP hydrolysis activity
Source: RefSeq, a predicted model, not a curated record
AAGACUCCCACCGUGCAAAAAGACAAGCCCGCCGCUCCAGCCAAACCCCCUUCGCUUCUGGCAGAGCAGACUGUUUCCAACAAAGAGCAGCGCAAGGCCGAUUGGGCCAUCAUUAAGGAUAUGGCUCAUUAUCUAUGGCCCAAGGAUGACUUCGGCACUCGUUUCAGAGUCGGUCUUUCCGUUGCUCUUCUCGUAGGCGCAAAGGUUUUGAACGUUCAAGUUCCUUUCUACUUCAAGUCAAUUGUAGAUUCUAUGAAUAUAGACUUUGCUGCUGUUGGUGGCACUGCCGUAACUGUUGCUGGCGCCACCAUCUUUGCCUACGGUGCCACGAGGAUAGGUGCUGCUGUGUUUCAGGAGAUCCGUAACGCAGUUUUUGCCAGUGUCGCCCAGAAAGCCAUCCGUCGAGUUGCCGCCACUGUCUUCGAGCAUCUGCUGAAGCUGGACCUGAACUUCCAUUUGUCCAGACAGACUGGUGGUUUGACAAGGGCUAUUGACCGAGGAACAAAGGGUAUCAGCUUUCUCCUGCAAUCAAUGGUCUUCCAUAUUAUUCCUACUGCCCUCGAGAUCUCGUUGGUGUGCGGUAUCCUUACAUGGCAAUAUGGCUUCAAAUUUGCUCUCAUCACAGCCGCCACAAUGGUUGGCUAUUCCGCCUUCACGAUUCUAACAACUUCAUGGAGAACCAAAUUCCGCAAGGCUGCCAACGCCGCUGACAACAAGGGAGCAACCGUGGCCGUCGAUUCGUUGAUCAACUACGAGACCGUCAAGUAUUUCAACAACGAGCGUUACGAAGUCGGUCGUUAUGAUGCCGCGCUCAAGAACUACCAGGACGCAUCCAUCAAGGUCGCAACAUCGCUUGCCUUCCUCAACAGUGGACAAAACCUGAUCUUCUCAAGCGCUCUGACCGCUAUGAUGUACUACGGUGCUGACGGCGUCGCUACUGGUCAACUCACGGUUGGUGAUCUUGUCAUGAUUAACCAGCUUGUCUUCCAGCUUUCUGUACCCCUUAACUUCCUCGGCUCGGUGUACCGCGAACUCAGACAGAGUCUGCUUGAUAUGGAGACGCUGUUUAACCUCCAAAAAGUCAAUGUGGCUAUCAAGGAACCCGAAAACGCCAAACCAUUGAUGCUCACAGGCGGUGGCAUCAAGUUCGAGAAUGUCUCGUUCGGUUAUCGCCCUGACAGACCAAUCCUGCGCAAUCUCAAUCUUGAGAUCCCUGCCGGGAAGAAGAUCGCCAUCGUCGGACCUAGUGGCUGCGGUAAAUCAACUAUUCUCCGCCUGCUAUUCCGAUCAUACGACGUUCAAGGCGGCAGGAUCCUCAUCGAUGGACAAGAUAUUCGCGAUGUUCAAAUCGAGAGUCUUCGCAAGGCCAUCGGUGUCGUCCCUCAAGACACCCCACUUUUCAAUGAUACCAUUGAGCACAAUCUUAGAUAUGGUGAUCUCGAGGCUUCAUCAGAAAAGGUCGAGGCUGCCGCGAAACGCGCAAAGGUCCACGAUAUCAUCCAGAAAUUCCCUGAUAAGUACGCAACUAUGGUUGGUGAGCGCGGUAUGAUGAUCUCAGGUGGUGAGAAGCAACGUCUGGCCAUUGCCCGACUACUUCUAAAAGACCCGCCUUUCUUGUUCUUCGACGAAGCAACUUCGGCUCUUGAUACACAUACAGAGCAAGCACUCUUGGGUAAUAUUAACAGCAUUCUCAAGGAGAAGGCACGAACAAGCAUCUUCGUCGCUCACAGACUCCGUACCAUCUACGACUCUGACAUCAUCAUCGUCCUGAAGGAUGGUGAUGUAGCAGAGCAGGGUACGCAUGAACGUCUCGUCGACAGUGGAGGAGUCUACUCCGAGCUGUGGAGUGCUCAAGAGAUGCUUUUCUUCGACGAGGAGCAAGAGAAAUCUGAAGAGAAGAAGAAGCAAGAUAAGAAAAAGGUUUAGACAUAGAACUCAGGGUCUAGACACUUGCUACGGACAUAUGACAAAAUGCCCAUGUAUAUGCUGUAGAAUAAACGUCUUGGAAAUGCCCUGUCGAGGCUGAUCUACACGAUCUGCCUAGUAUUAGAUUGAGCGAAAUCCUUCGACUCCAGCCACGCUGAAGUUUGUCACACUUCAUUGCUUGUUACCACAAUGUUUUCUGGAAUCAGACGAGUAUCGCGUGCCACGACAAAGAUAUCUCAACAACUCAUGGAGGAAGUGACUAUUUCAACAACUAAGUGCCCACUUCACACAAGUACAGAACUCAUUAGGUGUGCUUCCAAGGAUUGGCGUGUGACAAACUUCCCCUCCAGGAAGGGACUUGGCGAGGCGGCGCAUGACAACAUAGACCUUGCCGU